This is a messenger RNA of Dicentrarchus labrax (European seabass), 1511 nucleotides long. It is a transcript of the gene lin7b, whose product is annotated as lin-7 homolog B (C. elegans). The coding region runs from base 267 to 929 and encodes 220 amino acids. The transcript is spliced from 7 exons. Gene Ontology annotation, cellular component: synapse; MPP7-DLG1-LIN7 complex; cell-cell junction. Gene Ontology annotation, molecular function: L27 domain binding. Gene Ontology annotation, biological process: maintenance of epithelial cell apical/basal polarity; neurotransmitter secretion; protein localization to basolateral plasma membrane. Lineage: Eukaryota; Metazoa; Chordata; Actinopteri; Moronidae. The record is from RefSeq and is a predicted model, not a curated record.
GUCAACUUGAUGUCAUGUCUCCACAGCCAGAUUUUCAUACAGCACAAAUGGAAACCAGUGUCUGAGAUGUACCGUAUCCCAAAAACCAUAUGUAGUAAGAGGGCCACUGCAGCUAGAAUCUGCUAAACAGGACUACAGCAGUCCAUCGUCUCCAGUCUGCUGACCGUAUCAUCCUAAAAGAUGGACCACGCCUCGCUGUAAGCCCCAUUUUCUGCUCAUCUACGCAAUUUAAAUAGGGGAGCAGCCUGGACGCGGAGGAGCUCACAAUGAUGUCCUCUUACUACCAUCCUGCCAAGGAAGCCGACAUGGCGGCCAUGACAGAGCCGCUCUGUCUAGAAAGAGAUGUGUGCAGAGUGAUUGAGCUGCUGGACCGGCUGCAGCGGAGCGGUGAGCUGCCUCCUCCCAAACUGCAGGCCCUGCAGAGAGUCCUACAGAGCAAAUUCUGUGCUGCUAUCAGAGAGGUAUAUGAACAGCUAUAUGACACUCUGGAAAUUGUCGGAGGACCGGAGGUGCGAGCACAGGCAACAGCCAAGGCCACAGUGGCAGCCUUUGCAGCCAGCGAGGGCCAUGCCCACCCAAGGGUGGUAGAGCUGCCCAAGACGGAAGAGGGCCUGGGCUUUAACAUCAUGGGGGGCAAAGAGCAGAACUCCCCCAUCUACAUCUCCAGAGUGAUCCCUGGGGGGGUGGCUGACCGCCAAGGAGGGCUUAAGAGAGGAGACCAGCUGCUGUCUGUCAAUGGAGUGAGCGUUGAGGGGGAGCACCAUGAGAAGGCGGUGGAGCUGCUGAAGGCUGCCCAGGGUUCAGUCAAGCUGGUGGUACGUUACACCCCAAAGGUCCUGGAGGAAAUGGAGGCUCGCUUUGAGAAGAUGAGGAGCGCCCGGAGACGACAGCAGCACACCAGCUACUCAUCUCUGGAGUCCAGGGGUUAGCUGACCCAAUGCCUCCAUCCAACUCAUCGUCCAACCCUCCUCACUCUUCUGUCCCAGGGGGAGGCGAGACUGUAGAUGAGAAGCAAAAAACCAAAGUAGCCUGCCAACACCUGUUACCUGAACUUGUUCAUGAAGCCAACACUGCAGUUUAGGAUUUUGUCCCCUCCCUCUUUACCCAUUUCUUAGAGAAAUGCAGAGUAAGCUUAUUGUCGGACCAUGCCUGUAAUUUUACCUCCCCAGUGUGAAACCAUCCUGUUACAUAAGGGCAACACAUUCUCUUUAGUGUGGCUUAACUGGAACCUUACUCUCAUGUUUUACUUUUGCAUUCUCAUGUAGUGCACUGCACUCCUCAGCAGUGUCCACUGUCUGCAGUUAGAGCUCAGUAGCAAAGGAAACGUGUUAAAGCUGACGGAUGUCCCAGCUAGAGGGCUAACCAUUAGCAUUAUGAAGAACUACAAUUAAAUCAGUGGCUGGCAGGGGCCAUCGUAGUCCAGGUUUUGAGAAUUGUUUAGUAUUAAUUUAUUUGUGUAUUCAUUUAUUGCAUAAUUAUUUGUGAAAUAAAGUCUAACUGUGUAAACUAAA